UAUGGUUUAUUGGCGGUGUCUCAGUAAAAGUCAUUUCAGAAAUAAUUUGUCAGAAAAUUCACAGAAUAUCCAGAUUUGAGAACCAAGACCAGACCCGCUUCGGGGGAGGAGACCAAAUUGAAGCUGAGAUGGGAGGAAAAUGCAUGAAUGAGGCUAAAAAUUGCUUUGGCAUGCUUCUUAUGAGGAAAUGACAAUAUAACAUGAUUAAAAGUUCCAAAAGUUAGAUUUUCAAUUAUAUGGAACCUUUACAAAAACUGUUCAAUUAACUUCUCAACUCCAUCCUCAAUCUUGCAUUUUUUAGCUAUAACACCCUCUUUGGUUCCAGAAUGCUAUCAAGUCUGACAACUGGAAGGAAUUGGACUGACUCUGAUGGAAUGGGCAGGGCUGAUUCUGGAAUGGGCGGGGCUGACUCUGGUGCAGCUCCACCUUCUGGUGCAGCUCCGCCUUUGUGGUUCUGCAGCGAGCACCACUUGCAUUUUGUGGUCCCAGAAUGAAUUUAAAAGAAAAAGUAAAUAUUGUCAACAUUGAAUUUACUCACAAAAAUCCUAGUACUUACAUAUCCAUGUUAGCAUUAAACAAGUUCCUGGAAAAAUAAUAAAAGUUUAUAUUCUGAUGUUUUAUUGUGAUCUGAGUGUGUUUUUCCUAUAAAACCUCAUUAUCCGGUGAGAAAACCGAGGUGACUUUGUCUUGUUUACCGCUUUUUACUCACCAGCUGUUAGUUUUCUUCCCUCCUCUUUGUUCCUGAAGUUAAACUCUUCUCUAACUCAGACCCACCACUCUUCUAUUGUGUCUCUUUUCAAAUUAAAAGCCCCCUCCCAGACGGGCGCGUGCUGUGUCAACACGCAGAGCGUGCCUGGAAAGUGAGCAGGUUUGGACCAAACCACUGUUGAAAAACGCGAGGGGUGGUAUCCGUACGCAGAGACGUUUACUUGACCUAAACGUUUAAAACGAAACAGUCUUUAAAGUGCUAUCUUAAUCACAUUACGUGAUAGAAUAAUUUCAGAAACUUAUGAAGAGUUACAUCUGAUUUAAAGUUUAUUCGCAAAGAAAUAAAGGUAAUAACCCCUGUUUGGAAAGUAGACUGGUCUGAAGCAGAUGUCCCCUGGCUUCUCUGACAUCUGACCGGAGAAAGUCCUAUAACUCUAGCAACUCUAGGAAGGAUGCUGUAGAAGAUAGCAUCACAGAAACUUAAAGGUAAUAAUAAAAACUUGAGUCAAGAUGACGAGUGUGGAGAGUAAAGAGGAGAUCAGUGACACAGACAGUGGGAUCAUCCUGCACUCUGGUCCAGAAAGCCCCACGUCGCCAGUGAAGGACCACCUGACACACACCAGAGCUCUGAAGCUGAAGCACCAGGCUCUAGAGGAGCGUCUGGAGCUCUGCCUGCUUGAGCUUCGAAAACUCUGCAUCAAAGAGGCAGAGUUGACGGGCAUACUUCCCUCAGAUUACCCCCUGAUGCCUGAUGACAAGCCACCUCGAGUUCGAAGGAGGAUCGGGGCUUCUUUCAAACUGGACGAAGGCCUGAUCUUCCAGGAUCAACAGGGUUCUGAGCUGCAAGCACUGGAGACUGACCUGGCGGUCCAUCAACAGAUUUAUGAGGCUGUACGCAAACUCUCCCUCGAGGAGAAUCUCACUAAACCACAGAAGAAGAGUCGUCUGCAGCAGUGCAAGAAGGAGGAGAAGAAGUUGAAGGAUCUGCAGGAGGCAGUGUUCCAGCACAGAGUCAAGAGUGAGUGCAACUCACCAGCCAUCUCCAUCUCAAGCAGCCAAAGUAAAGAUGUUUGCAUGUCUGACGACAGCUCCCUCUCUGAUGUGGUGGCUCUGGAUGAGGAUGUGGACUCUUCGUGCCCCCUGUCACCUCCAGCCACUUCCUGUUCAGACACACUCCAUCUGUCAGAUAAGACCCUGCAGUCGUCCCAUCAGCCCUCAGAGCUGAGCAGUGUGGAGUACAAGCGUUCUCCCAUCCAGAACUCUCCAUGGAAAGAGUCCAGUCUGGACCAGCCAUACCAACGGGCCUUAAAACUUCUGUCUCCCAGCAAGAGCAGAUCCAGUAGUCCCGCAGGAACACAGGUGUCUGCAGAAAGUUGCAGGAUUCCUCUCACUCAGUUUGUCAGGAACUCUGCAAUGCGUCACACCCACUCUACCAGUGCCCCCUCCACACCAAAGCUGCUUGUUCGCCGACAGUACUCCCAGUCCUUCAGAACUUCCAAAAAGAAGCUGUUUGUUGAAAUGGAGCGCCUCGGGGUUCCUCACUCCAACGCCCCGGUGUGUUCUCCAGAGUCCUCGCCCCCUCGUCCCUACCAGUCGAGAUCAGAGGACAGCAGCUCUGAGCACUCAUCCUCUUCUUACAUCUGCUCUCCUGUAAGAAGCAGACCCUCUGAGAUCCCCAAGCUCUCCCCUCCGCCUUAUGGAUUCCACUUCGGAGCGCAGAAUAAAGAGCUGCACAAGAGCAGCGGCCAGCCUCAUUCUGGCUCUGGCCAGAUCAGCGAAGAGGGCUCCCUGUCUCCCCUUCCUGUGGCUCACAGCCAGCAAAGAAGAGCAUCUUCCCCGAGGAGCAUCCUAAAGCCCCCUCCGCCUUAUAACAGACUGGUGAGGACGCCUUCGCUGAGGGAGUAUCCCAACCACGCUGUCAGGCUGAUGCCCCGGGAAAUGGUGUCAGAGGAGCUGAAGUCCUGGCAUCAGCGGAAUCAGAAGCUUCAGCCGAGCUGCGGAGAGCUGCUGAGCCCAACUUCACCACACCUGCCGCCAUUUGAACAGGGUUCGGGUAAUGUGAUCCUUCAGAGAGCUGCGGACGGGACUCCGGUCCAGUGGUUUGUGGCUGAGGAUGCAGAAAUCGUGAGCCAGGUGUAACACUGAGAAUCGUUCUUGAUUAUUUAUCUGUAUUUAUGAAGAUGCUGGACUUUCUGUGAGAUUCUUCACUGACAUGAUGCAGAAAACUUGGACCUAAUGGUACCAGAUUGGUAUUUAACUUAUAAGUAAGGACGUUUAACCACUAUUAUUUAUUUUAGGUUUUCUCAGAAUAGAUUUUAGGUUCAUUCGUCUGACAAAUGUGUCGAACGGACCUUAAGUUUGCUGUUAUUUCACGUUGUUUUGUGGCUGGGACACAUUUUGCACACAACUGCUUUUGUUCUCAUAUAAGUUUUCAAUUUUUAAUAUAAUUGUUGUCUAUAUUUAUUUGAAGUUGCUCUCAUUUAGCAAACCUAAAGCUCAUUUCUUAGACUCUACUGAACAUUUAUUAUUGUUUAAACGUUUAACUCAAUAUUUAAUCACUGAUAACUUUACAGUGUGGUGUUUUCUUACUAACCACUUAAAUGUAUAUGUUUUAAUAACUUUUGUAUGUUUAUAAUAAACAUUUAAA
Molecule: messenger RNA, 3355 nt
Organism: Nothobranchius furzeri (turquoise killifish)
Lineage: Eukaryota; Metazoa; Chordata; Actinopteri; Cyprinodontiformes; Nothobranchiidae
Gene: inavaa
Product: innate immunity activator a
Biological process (GO): adherens junction maintenance; positive regulation of protein ubiquitination
Source: RefSeq, a predicted model, not a curated record